Sinocyclocheilus anshuiensis is the source of this 876-nucleotide messenger RNA. RefSeq names its product ovarian cancer G-protein coupled receptor 1-like. Gene Ontology annotation, molecular function: G protein-coupled receptor activity. Lineage: Eukaryota; Metazoa; Chordata; Actinopteri; Cypriniformes; Cyprinidae. The coding region runs from base 1 to 876 and encodes 291 amino acids. The record is from RefSeq and is a predicted model, not a curated record. The transcript has 2 exons. Gene Ontology annotation, cellular component: membrane. Gene Ontology annotation, biological process: G protein-coupled receptor signaling pathway.
AUGGACCCGAACACUUCUGUAAACUGUACUAUCUCUCCGCAUGGACACGCGGUGGAGCAGUACAUGUACCCGGCAGCUUACUCGCUGUUCUUCAUCAUUGGAUUUCCAGCAAACUGUCUGUCCCUGUACGUGGCCUGGGUUCUGAUGAAGAAGGACAAUAAUUUGGCGGUUUAUCUGAUUAAUUUGUCAGUCGGAGAUCUGCUGUAUAUCCUCACUCUACCCGUUUGGAUCAUGAUGGCACUCGGGUUCCUGUGCUGCAUCUCUAUGGACCGAUAUUUAGCCAUCGUGUUUCCGCUGCAUUUCACACGUGUGCGAGAGGUCAGAACUGCAGUACUGGUGAGCGUCAUCGUAUGGCUGGUGGAGAUCGUGCUUCAUUUGGGCCUUCUAAUCUACACGGAGGCGAUCGGGAACUUUUCUGCCAGUCGUAUGUGCGAGGAGCCGAUGAUAAUGAGCGCCGCCGCCGCCAACGUGGCCAUCACACGCGCGGUCCUGGGAUUUCUCAUUCCUGUGCUCAUUAUGAGCUUCUGCUUCGAGGAGAUCAUCAGGGCGCUGAAGAAAAGCACAUCCACUGUGGUCAGCGAACGGAGGAAGAUUUGCCGCCUUCUCUUCUCUCUCCUUUUCACCUACUUGUUGGCUUUUACGCCCUUCCAGGUGGUGAUGUUCAUCAGAGGACUGCUGGAGCCUGGAAACUGCAGCAUCGCGAAGAAUCUCAGAGACGUUUACAUGGUGUUUGUGGCUACGACUACUAUAAACAGUGUUUUAGACCCCAUCCUUUAUUGUCUCAUAAGUGACAGUGCCAAAAUUGAAAUUAAAAUACUUUUUAAGCUCUGUGAGGAGCAAUUCAGUAAGAUGUAUUCAUCUGUGAUGAAACCCUGA